Selaginella moellendorffii is the source of this 1872-nucleotide messenger RNA. Its product is annotated as pentatricopeptide repeat-containing protein At4g02750. The transcript has a single exon. Gene Ontology annotation, biological process: RNA modification. NCBI's taxonomy places the organism in Eukaryota, Viridiplantae, Streptophyta, Lycopodiopsida, Selaginellales, Selaginellaceae. The coding region runs from base 27 to 1844 and encodes 605 amino acids. The record is from RefSeq and is a predicted model, not a curated record. Gene Ontology annotation, molecular function: protein binding; RNA binding.
CUUCUCCUUAUGGACUCUUCAAACCAAUGUCGUCCAUUGGUGUCAUCCAAUCUCGCGAUUUGAGCUUCACGAGUCUAGCUUCACAGAUCAGGGAAUGCAAGCGCCUUGACCGGGCAAGGCAAAUCCAUGCAAGAAUUCUCACGAAUGGGCUCAAGAGCAAUGUUUUCCUGUCGAAUCUUGUUAUCCAGAUGUACACCAGGUGUGGCAGCGUCGACGAUGCCUGGCUUGUGUUCCAGGGCCUUGAGCAGCGCAAUUUCUUCUCCUGGACACAUAUCAUUGCAGCAUUUGCCCAGACAGGGGAUUUUGAGAGAGCGAUUAGUGUGUUCGAGACAAUGCCUGCUAAGAACACCGUCUCGUUUAACAUCGCGAUUGCGGCAUUUGGGCAGCAGGGGAAAGUUGGUAGAGCCGAGGAGAUUUUUGUUUCCAUGGAGUUUGUGACGCUGGUCUCUUUAAACUCAAUGCUCACAGCAUAUGCCCACAACGGGUAUCUGUCGAAAGCGAAGCUUCUCUUUAAUUCCAUGCCAGAGAAAAACGUAAUCUCCUGGAACUCUAUGAUGCACUGUGUUAGCGAGCACGGAAAAUUGUCCGAGGUUAAAAGGAUUUUCAAUCAGAUGCCGGCUUGGAGCGUGAUCUCGUGGAACAUCCUUGUGACAGCAAAUGCCCAGAGAGAAAAUUUGGAACACGCAAGAACUCUUUACAAUCAGAUGCCCGAGUGGUGCCUCUCUUCGUCCAAUGCGCUCAUCACUGCGCUUGCGGAGAACUCACUCCUCGCCCAAGCCACAGAUCUGUUCAACCUAAUGCCCUGGCACGAUAUUGUGACCAAGAACGCGAUGAUCAAGGCACUGGCUGAGAAUGGGUGCCUCGUCCUUGCUCGUAAGUUCUUCGAUUCCAUCCCGGAGAGAGUUCUCGCUUCAUGGACACUGCUGUUGCAAGGUUACGUGGAGAAUUUCGAGCUGGAAGACGCUAAAAUAGUUUUCGACUCCAUGCCAAAGCAUGACGUAGUCUCUCAAACUGUUAUACUUCGUGCAUAUGCCCAAGAAGGGUAUUUGGAGGAAUCCAAAGUCUUAUUUGACACCAUGGAGGCCAGGAAUUUGGUGUCAUGGACAGGAAUAGUUCAAGCAUAUUCUUUGUGUGGGUAUCUAGAGGAGGCAAAGUAUAUGCUAGAUUCUAUGCCCGAGCACGACAUUGUAUGCUGGACUGUUCUCUUCACAGCAUAUGCCCAAAAAGGGCAUAUGCAGGAAUUUCUUACUACCGUCUGGAAUAUGCCGGGUCACAACGUUGUGUCAAGAACAGCGACCGUGGUGGCGUUUGUCCAAAGUGGUAAUCUCGAUCGAGCGAUGGCGCUUUUUGAUGCGAUGAGCGAGAGGAAUUUGGUCACCUGGACUACUCUAAUCGUAGCAAAUGCCAAUGGCGGCAAUGGCGGGCGCGCGCUGGAGCUCUUUUGGGCGAUGGUCUUGGAUGGAAUCCAUCCCGACGAGAUCGCUUUCACUGGCGCUUUGAUCGCGUGCGACCACAUCGAUCUGGGCUGGAGCUACUUCGUGUCGAUGGGCUACAAUUUUGGGCUCCGCCCUCGCAAGGAGCAGUUUUGCUGCGUGCUGGAUCUGCUGGGAAGAAUGGGGCAUCUCGAUCAGGCCGAGGAUCUCAUCCACAGCAUGCCAUUCGAGCCGGAUUUGAUGGCCUGGGGUGCGCUGAUGGGCGCGUGCCGGAUCCACCGAGACCUCGAUCGCGGCGAGCGCGUCGCAAAAGAAUUGCUCGAUCUAGACCCCGGAACCGCCCACGUCUUGCUCGCACAGAUCUACGCCACCAAGCCCAAAAAUUCAAAGAACCCUAGAUGCCCAAAAUGAUUCUCUGUACGGAAUGGGCCGUGUUUGG